CCGUCGAGCCAAGCCAAAAGCAUAUUCAAAGCAGAACGCUUAGUUCGGUUCAGACAGCAUUGAGAAGACAACACGAAAACAGAAAAUAAACAAUAAUAUUUAUUAAUAUGAAAAUUGCGAAAUUCAUAAACAUUGAGUACACAUGACGUGAAAAAUAUAAUUGACGAACAUGCAAUUGGCCAAAACACAACGAUUGUGAACGCGAUAUAAAAUCAAUUAAUUGCAUUGCAGCAACAUUGAGUAGACAAAAAACCGUGGAGUGCAACGCAAACGCUCGAGCGUUCAACAAAAAGCUAAAAAAACAGAAAUUUGAAUAACGGUUCAUUUUGUGUCGUUUCUUGUAAUAUGUCACCUGCCGCGACAAUGUCCAACAGCUGUUUUUGGCUUUACACGCUGGGUUUGCUGCUAGUUUGGGUGAUUGUCAUCACAACGGCGGCGCCGCGCGAACAGAAAUCCACCAAACUUGCAAAAUAUUGGGGUAAGAGUCCUGCGCAGGAGCAACGCUUGGAGAGCAGCUGCAAGUCUUUGUGCGAACAAUGUGGCUGUCUGGGUUUCUAUUGCGGCGAGCAGUGUCUGUGUGAGUAUGACAAGCGUUUAAGCAAUCGCGGAGAUAGCGCCAAACGUAACGGCACAAAAGUCAACACACGCUCGGAGGGGGAAUGCAUUGCCGCAAUGCAGAGUAAAGCCCGCAAACAAAGCCUGCCUUUCGAUGUACUCAUACAAGGACCAAGUAGCGAGCGUUUUAUACGUACCGCCAUGAAAUACGAAAUGGACAAGGCGCGCGCUGCGGCCAUGCUGACCCAUGCACCACCCAAGCGCUCCACCAUCGCUAUUUAUCAACCAUAUACGCCUGCGAAGAAUAAACCAAGCAGAUCGAUGGAAGCGCGUAAUCGUCGCUCCACGGAUCAGCUAGAUUGGUUUAGUGAUUUCGCGAAUACUUUAGUGCGUCCUGCGCCGCUACGCAAGGCUGCUGACGCUGGCGGCAAUAAGAAACGCGAAACGCAGCGCAAUGAAGAUGACUCCGCAGGCGAUAAGCCCAAUUCAUGGUUUAGCGAUCAUCCCAAUCGUUUGUUACGGCCAGCGCCUAUUUUCCGGCGACAUAAACCCCAGCAAGAGAUGAGUGAAGAGUUGGAAGACGAACCACGUAACUCGGAGGAAACUGCGAUGCCACGCGUUGGACACCUAAUAAAGAAUACCAUCAGAAAUAUACAGGAAUCAGACUUUGGCGAAAACUUACGCGCCGGACUGCGUGAUAGCAGCGAUCUCUUGCAGAACACAUUUCAAAGCAGCAAUUUAGAACUGAUUCCCAAACGUUUUCGUAACGACUUCGUUGAGGUGUUCGAUACGUGGCUGAAGAGUCAACAAGUCACCGAACCAAGUGUGGAGGUAUCUCCGGUCCCACCGCGCACAUCGCCGCAUAUCUUCCUGCCUUGGUUCCGUCCAGUUCGUUUUCUGCAACAUGUGCAACAGGCGCUUAACUGAGUCCGAACCUCUCUAACACUAGAGCACUUCAUAUACUUAGUA
Molecule: messenger RNA, 1524 nt
Organism: Bactrocera tryoni
Lineage: Eukaryota; Metazoa; Arthropoda; Insecta; Diptera; Tephritidae
Exons: 1
Coding region: 346-1482 (378 amino acids)
Source: RefSeq, a predicted model, not a curated record